AUGAAGAAUUUUUCAUUUCCUAUGCAGGAUAACACACAUCAGACUGAGAGUCCUUCUCCUCACAGAUUCCUGAGUUUGACAAAUCAGUCAGAUCCUGUUGGAAGACCAGAAAGAGAUGAGCAAUUAGCUCAAGUAGAGAUUGCCGUACUGGGGGUCAUAUUUCUGACGGCGUCUGUGGGCAAUUUUAUUCUCAUACUGGUGCUGUGGCGAAGAAGAAAGAAGCUCUCUAGGAUGUAUGUGUUCAUGCUUCACCUCAGCAUCGCUGACUUAGUGGUAGCCUUUUUUCAAGUGCUUCCUCAACUCAUAUGGGAUAUUACAGAUGUUUUCAUAGGGCCAGAUUUCUUGUGCAGAAUUAUCAAGUAUCUACAAUUGCUGGGCAUGUUUGCCUCUACUUAUAUGAUAGUGGUCAUGACAGUGGACAGAUACCAAGCGGUUUGCUACCCUAUGGUCACUUUCCAAAAGAAGAGAGCUCUCUGGAACAUCCCCAUUUGCACCAGCUGGUCUAUAUCACUGAUUCUUAGCCUACCACAGGUAUUUAUCUUUUCUAAGACUGAAAUAUCUCCAGGCAUCUUUGAAUGUUGGGGUGAAUUUGUUCAGCCAUGGGGCCCAAGGGCAUAUGUGACUUGGAUUUUUGUAGUUAUAUUCUUCAUUCCCUCAGCCAUCCUUAUCAUGUGCCAGGUUAAGAUUUGCAAAAUAAUCAAAAGAAAUAUAUAUGUGAAAAAACAGAAUGAAUAUGAAGUAACAAAUCAGAAGCAAGUCCUGCCAUCCCGAGCAAGCAGUGUGAACUGUAUUUCAAAGGCUAUGAUCAAGACUGUAAAAAUGACAGUGGUGACAGUUGUUGCGUAUGUUCUCUGUUGGUCACCUUUCUUCAUUGCACAGCUGUGGUCUGUGUGGUUCCCCAGUGUCGUGACCGAAGGUUCAGCAUUCACCAUUAUCAUGCUCCUUGGCAAUCUAAAUAGUUGCACCAACCCAUGGAUUUACAUGUAUUUUUGUGGCCACAUUCCGUAUUGCACAAAUAAGCAGCAGGAGAACACCUCGGCUCAAGAGGAAUCGAUGAUCACGGGGAGCAUUCAUCUUGUAGACAGAGACCCUGAGGAAAACAGUACUUCUGCAUAA
This is a messenger RNA of Haliaeetus leucocephalus (bald eagle), 1116 nucleotides long. Its product is annotated as arg8-vasotocin receptor-like. The coding region runs from base 1 to 1116 and encodes 371 amino acids. Gene Ontology annotation, cellular component: membrane. The transcript has 2 exons. The record is from RefSeq and is a predicted model, not a curated record. NCBI's taxonomy places the organism in Eukaryota, Metazoa, Chordata, Aves, Accipitriformes, Accipitridae. Gene Ontology annotation, molecular function: peptide binding; vasopressin receptor activity. Gene Ontology annotation, biological process: positive regulation of vasoconstriction; regulation of systemic arterial blood pressure by vasopressin; G protein-coupled receptor signaling pathway.